AUGAACAUUGUGACCUCGUACUUUGUGGUGAAGCGGCUGCCAGGCAGCAUUUUUCUUGGCGAAGCCUCACUGCGGCACCGCGAUGCACGGCAGGAGGAGUACAUGGAAUGCAUUCGACGCAACGCGGCACACGCGGAGGUGGUGUCACUCCACAUUCUCAUCGAGGGCACCGAGGCGUACCGCCAAUUUCGUCAACGUGUCAUGGAGGACGAUUAUUUCUUUCAGUCCAAAGAAAUGAGGCGUAAAAUUGUGCCGGUGCUUUGGCCAGAGGCGCAGCCUACAUACGCGGAUCUGUUUCAACAUGCCAACAAGUUGCUGCGUGGGAAGCUGACGAUGAUCUGCAACGCAGAUGUUUAUCUCCCACAAGUUGGGGCGUCUGUGCGGGAGCUGCAGAAGUUGUUUGAUAGCGAUCCUACCCGUCGCCUCUCGGUGGCCUUGACGCGGUACGAAAGUGAGGACCGCCGUGACGCCCCUCUCAUUGAGGCGUACAGAGGAUCACAUGACGCAUUCAUUUUUCGUCCACCAACGGAGGCGUCGUUUGUGGAGAGUGUGCGGCACCCACAGAACUGCUACAAGGCAGAGAAUAUUGUUUUGUACGAAUUGCAGCGUCACGGCUACGUUGUGGUAAAUCCGUGCCGGAGCUUCAUGCUUGUCCAUCACCACACAGCGGACUUGCGUCAGUGGUUGCCAGCCGUGGAUGAGGAGCGGUACGCGCGGGCACCGCCCUGCACCAUAGCGGAGGCACUCACCAUGUUAAGACAAACAAACCGUUCAUGA
Messenger RNA from Trypanosoma cruzi, 777 nucleotides. RefSeq lists its product as uncharacterized. The record is from RefSeq and is a predicted model, not a curated record. The coding region runs from base 1 to 777 and encodes 258 amino acids. NCBI's taxonomy places the organism in Eukaryota, Euglenozoa, Kinetoplastea, Trypanosomatida, Trypanosomatidae. The transcript has a single exon.